AUGAACAUUUUGCUGCUGCUGCUGCUGUUGCUGCUGCUGCUGCUGUUGCUGCAGCAGGAGGUGCUGCAGUUGCAGCAGCAGCAACAGCUGCAGCAGCAGCAGCAGCAGCAGCAGCAGCAGCAGGAACGAAGGCAUAGUGGUAUCGGGAUGUGCUGCAACUCAGAAGGGGGAGGUAAAGCAGCAGCAACAAAGGUUGCUGCUGCAGCAGCAGCAGCAGCAACAGCAGCAGUAGUUCCCGCUGCAGCUGCUGCAGCUGCUGCUGCAGGUGCCGAUGAUGCAAGUGCUGCUGCAGUAAUAGAUGCUGCAACAGCAGCAGCAGCAGCAGCAACAGCCUGA
Molecule: messenger RNA, 336 nt
Organism: Eimeria mitis
Lineage: Eukaryota; Apicomplexa; Conoidasida; Eucoccidiorida; Eimeriidae
Exons: 1
Coding region: 1-336 (111 amino acids)
Source: RefSeq, a predicted model, not a curated record